This is a messenger RNA of Chinchilla lanigera (long-tailed chinchilla), 2927 nucleotides long. RefSeq names its product REST corepressor 2 (gene Rcor2). NCBI's taxonomy places the organism in Eukaryota, Metazoa, Chordata, Mammalia, Rodentia, Chinchillidae. The transcript has 13 exons. The coding region runs from base 539 to 2290 and encodes 583 amino acids. Gene Ontology annotation, biological process: regulation of transcription by RNA polymerase II; negative regulation of DNA-templated transcription. The record is from RefSeq and is a predicted model, not a curated record. Gene Ontology annotation, molecular function: transcription corepressor activity. Gene Ontology annotation, cellular component: histone deacetylase complex; transcription regulator complex.
GCUGCCCCCGCCUUUGGGAGGAGGGGAGGCCGGGCGGCUCACCCAAGGUCACCCUCCUUUUCCAGCAUCCCUGUGCAACCUUUGUCCUCUCUGCCUCACCUUGAGGAGGGAGUCCAGAUGCCUAGCAGUCAGAAUGUGGGGCUGGUGGAAAGGCUCAGUGACUUUAUUCCUUCCACAAAUGCUGAGCGCCUACUGUUUGCCUGGCCCUGAGAACACAGCCCUGAACGCGGAGACACCAUCACACAAAUCAAGUGCAUUUGUGUCUGUGAGCCGGGUGGCACAUUGCCAAGCACUUGGUUGGCCAGGGCUGGCGUCUCGGGCUGUGAGGAGUCAGGGGCUUUUUUUGGCCUAGGCAAAGGAAGCUUCAGGCAGAGGGCUGUGUGAGGGCUGGGCAAAGCCUCAGUCUCCUCAUCUGGAGGAGCGGCCUGGUUGUGGGCUUGGGCUUGCUUUGAGGCAGCCUGCAUGCUGGCUCACAGCCCUCAAAAAGAAGGCGCUGUUGUCUCCCUCAUGGGGGAGGGAUGAGGACUCAAGGGCCAACAUGGCAGGGAGGACAUUCCCAGGAGACCUGCGGCCCCUACUCCGCUUGCAGGUGGCCUCAGGGAGCCUCAGAGGCGACCUCUCCAGGUCGGGCCGGGGAAGGCAGUCGAGGCGAACGCGGACACCGCCGUCGCUCUCCGCGGGCCCCCGCGCCCCCCCGGGGCAGCCGGGCAGGGUAAUGCCCGCGGUGAUGGAGAAGCCGAGUGCGGGCUCCGGGAUCCUGUCCCGCAGCCGGGCCAAGACGGCGCCCAACGGCGGCCAGCCGCCCUCCGAGGAUGACAGCAGCGAGGAGGAGCACUCUCACGACAGCAUGAUCCGCGUUGGAACCAAUUACCAGGCCGUAAUUCCAGAGUGCAAGCCUGAGAGCCCGGCGCGCUACAGUAACAAGGAGCUGAAGGGGAUGCUGGUGUGGUCACCCAACCACUGUGUGUCAGAUGCCAAGCUUGAUAAGUACAUUGCAAUGGCCAAGGAGAAGCACGGCUACAACAUCGAGCAGGCACUGGGCAUGCUUCUCUGGCAUAAACAUGAUGUGGAGAAGUCCUUGGCCGACCUGGCCAACUUCACCCCGUUCCCUGAUGAGUGGACCGUGGAGGACAAGGUGCUGUUUGAGCAGGCCUUUGGCUUCCAUGGCAAGUGUUUCCAGCGGAUCCAGCAGAUGCUGCCAGACAAGCUGAUUCCCAGCCUGGUGAAGUAUUACUACUCUUGGAAGAAGACCCGCAGCCGGACUAGUGUGAUGGACAGACAGGCACGGCGCCUGGGUGGCCGCAAGGACAAGGAGGACAGCAGUGAUGAGCUUGAAGAGGGACGAGGAGCUGUGAGUGAGGGUGAGCCAGAUGCUGGAGACCCCAAGAGAGAGCCUCUGCCCUCUCGGCCCCUGAAUGCACGACCGGGCCCAGGGAAGAAAGAGGUCCAGGUGUCUCAGUACCGCCACCAUCCACUGCGAACUCGGCGACGCCCACCCAAGGGCAUGUAUCUGAGCCCUGAGGGCCUCACUGCAGUGUCAGGAAGCCCAGAUCUUGCGAACCUCACACUCCGUGGUCUUGACUCCCAGCUCAUCUCUCUCAAGCGCCAGGUGCAGAGCAUGAAGCAGACCAACAGCAGCCUCCGGCAAGCCCUGGAGGGCGGCAUUGACCCAUUGCGACCUCCUGAGGCCAAUACCAAGUUCAACUCCCGCUGGACCACAGAUGAACAGCUUCUGGCUGUGCAAGCCAUCCGUAGAUAUGGCAAAGACUUUGGGGCUAUUGCAGAGGUGAUUGGGAACAAGACUCUGACCCAAGUGAAGACAUUCUUUGUGAGCUACCGGCGCCGCUUCAAUCUGGAGGAGGUGCUGCAGGAAUGGGAGGCUGAGCAGGAUGGGGGCCCUGGAGCCCCAGUCUCUAUGGAGGAGGCUAGGAGAGGGGCUCCCUUGCCAGCGCCAGCUCUAGAGGAAGAUGACGAGGUCCAGAUUACAUCUGUCUCAACAUCUGUGCCUCGAUCGGUGCCCCCUGCACCACCCCCACCUCCACUGCCCACCUCACUGUCUCAGCCACCCCCGCUGCUGAGGCCGCCUCUGCCCACGGCUCCCACUCUGCUUCGCCAGCCGCCCCCACUGCAGCAGGGCCGCUUCCUGCAGCCCAGGCUCGCCCCCAACCAGCCCCCACCACCUCUCAUCCGCCCGGCUCUGGCUGCCUCCCGCCACAGUGCUCGGCCUGGCCCUCAGCCCCCACCCACCCUGAUUGGAGCCUCCCUGGAGCCUCCUGCACCCUCACUCUGAGCCUUGGGCUUCUGUACCACCCAGAGGCACCUGAGUCCCUUUGCUGGACACCCUGGGGUAUCUCCGGUGUCAGAGGAUAGAAGCGACUAGGGCUCUUGACAGGUCUUUCAAAGACCCAGAGCUGUCAGGUAGCACAGCCUGGACCUGAGGGUGCUGUGUGUGUUCUGGCAGCCGGGCUGUCUCUUCCUAGCCAGGGAUGGGGCUCAGGGGCCUUCUGAGCUGGCCUGAGGGCUACGCUGCUUCCUGGCUGGGACUGGAAUGGCUGCCUCGCUGUCUGUGAGGGCUUGGCCUCUGGGCUUGCCCUGUGUGCGUAGGAGGUAGUGACCUUAGUGUGGGGGCUGGGAGGAGGACAGUUUGGGGUGCUGGCUGUCCUUGUUCCCCUUCCCCUCCUUUUAGCAAUAAGACUGGGGCGAAGGGAGAGGGGGAGGGGUUGGGGGAGGUGGGCAAAGGUUCCUGGGGCCUGACAGCAGUGCUGGCUGGCAGGAAGCCUGUCCUCAGGGCCAGGUGGUGAUGCUGAGGACCUGAGGGUGCACACCUGUCCCCCUCCCCAAGCUUGAAGAAAGGAGGGUUGGGAACUUACGCAGACGUGGGUCUAUUUUUCAACAUUUUUAAAAAAUAAAUAAAUACAAUCUCCUAA